AUGGAACAAACCUCAAGCUUACCCUUGGGUGGCGCUCUCCAGAAGGGCUAUUUGGUACUGAAUCAGAACCGUGCAGCUGCCUUGGACUUGUUACGUACCAGCUACAAACCCUCUGCUGCUGCCGACUACAGAGGGAACGAAGACACUCAAACGUCCCAGCUGAGAGAAAUCAUCCUUGACGCGAGUGUUCGUCGCCACAUAGCAUACAAAAUUUAUCUCCGCGUUGCCGCCGCUAAACGAUGGGAGAUAAACCGCAUGAAUUCAGUGCGUGGUGGGGAACAGGAUGAGGUUACUGCACGGCUGCGAGUGAUCGACUGGACGCUACAAAAUGUGGGUUAA
Messenger RNA from Penicillium argentinense, 339 nucleotides. RefSeq lists its product as uncharacterized. The record is from RefSeq and is a predicted model, not a curated record. The coding region runs from base 1 to 339 and encodes 112 amino acids. Lineage: Eukaryota; Fungi; Ascomycota; Eurotiomycetes; Eurotiales; Aspergillaceae. The transcript has 2 exons.